ACAAGUAUGUAGAGGGCGCUCUUCUUAUCAUAUGAUUUUCUUCUCGUCAGCCUUCCUAAGGAAACUUAAUUUUUACGUGAUUUAUUCUAAUUCGUAAUUAUUUCUACGUAUUAGGAUUACAAGUACAGUUUAAUAACUUGGGUAUAACUUGAUUUAUAUAUUUAUAAGAAUAAUAUUUUAGAUUUAUAAGUGAAUUACAGAAAGGUUGUGAUACAAUGGUUUCAGGCCUUGAAAGUAUUCCACAGCAAACUGGUUAUCUAGUUAUUAAUGAAGAUGGUGCAGUAAUUUCUUCUGGAGGGGAUUUAGAAAAUGACGAACAUACGGCAAAUAUUAUUUCUUCUAUGGUACAAGUUGCAGAUAAGUCUCAUUUAACUGUUGAUAGUAAUGAAUUUUUUCAGACACUAUCGGUGAUAUAUGAUGACCACUUUUACGUAGUUGCUGUGUCUAACAAAAAAAUCCAUGUAGUCAAAAGGAAAUAUGUUCCUUUAGAGCCAGUAAAUGUAUAAUAAUAGAAACAAUUUGUUUUGCAUUUGUAAUUAUGUUUUGAUAAGAUCUUAAAUUCCUUUUAACAGUUUGUAUUUGAACAAUGUAAUAUAAAUCAGUAAAUGUAAAUUUCAAUAACUUCUCUUUGACUUAUUAUGUAUGUGCUAUUAUAAUAAUUUGAAUAUUGUUUGUAAAUAGGAUGUAUUUGUUUUUUAUAUUAAAAAUUUUAUAAGCAAUAAUUAUUAUUAUUAUUAAGCAAAUAAUAUGAAUAAAGUGUAUAAAAAGU
Centruroides sculpturatus (bark scorpion) is the source of this 769-nucleotide messenger RNA. It is a transcript of the gene Lamtor4, whose product is annotated as ragulator complex protein LAMTOR4-like. The record is from RefSeq and is a predicted model, not a curated record. Gene Ontology annotation, biological process: cellular response to amino acid stimulus; positive regulation of TOR signaling. NCBI's taxonomy places the organism in Eukaryota, Metazoa, Arthropoda, Arachnida, Scorpiones, Buthidae. The transcript is spliced from 4 exons. Bases 216 to 506 code for a protein of 96 amino acids. Gene Ontology annotation, molecular function: guanyl-nucleotide exchange factor activity. Gene Ontology annotation, cellular component: Ragulator complex; lysosome.